Messenger RNA from Vigna radiata var. radiata (mung bean), 2065 nucleotides. Its product is annotated as probable WRKY transcription factor 31. NCBI's taxonomy places the organism in Eukaryota, Viridiplantae, Streptophyta, Magnoliopsida, Fabales, Fabaceae. The transcript has 5 exons. The record is from RefSeq and is a predicted model, not a curated record. Bases 195 to 1964 code for a protein of 589 amino acids. Gene Ontology annotation, biological process: regulation of DNA-templated transcription. Gene Ontology annotation, molecular function: sequence-specific DNA binding; DNA-binding transcription factor activity.
UACUUGAAAGUUAUUCAAAGCUAAGAGAGACAACGGAAGUUCUGGUCAUCUUCUCAAGUCUCAGUUGUCCCGUUUUAUUGCCGAGUCCAUUGCAUCGUUUAUAAAGACUUCACAGACUUCUCUCUCCUUCUCUCUUUCUCUCUCUUUAGUCUUAUUCUCUCUCUCUCUCUGUAUCUUUUUCUCUCUUGGAAUUUAUGGUUAGAGGUUGUGGACUCUCCAUGGAUUCAGAUCCAAUUGGGAGCUUCUUCCUCCACAAGCCUAUUGUUCUCAAUUCUUUCCCUGAAGACACAAACCACCCCAAGUGGAAACUUACUCCCCACAACAACAUGGACACCAUCCCCUUCCAAGUCAACCUUAGCUGUUCUCCAAACAAUCAUCACUCUCCCCCACCACCCCUCCACAACACAACCGAGAUGGACUUCUUCUCCGACAACACCAACCACAACGUUUCUGCUUCUGCUUCUGCUUCUGCCUCUAAUCAUCAUCAUUCCACCACCCCACCUACGUUGGAAUUCAAACUAAACACUGGGCUGAAUCUUCUCACUACCAACACUAGCAGUGAUCAAUCUAUGGUGGAUGAUGAGAUAUCACCCAAUUCAGAAGACAGAAGAGCUGAGAAUAAGCUUGCUGUUCUUCAAGCUGAGCUUGAGAGAAUGAAGAGGGAGAAUCAAAAGUUGAGAGACACGCUUCAUCAGGUUAACGUCAAUUACGAUGCGCUUCAGAUGCAUUUCAUGAAUUUGAUGCAGCAGAAGGGCGAGGAAGUUGAAGAACAAGAAGUGAUUGGUGGAAAGUCAGAAGAGAAGAAGCAAGGAGAGAGUGGCGGCGUAUUGGUGCCAAGACAGUUCAUGGAUCUUGGAUUGGCUACUAAUGCUGACACUGACGAACCCUCUUCUUCAUCAGGGGGAAGAAGUCAAGAUCGAUCAGGAUCACCCAACGCAGAAGUGGCCUCGAAGGAAUUAGGAACCAGUAUGAAUGAGAAUGUUAACGAUGAAGGGUGUGACAAGGAGAAGAAGGAAUAUGGUAGAGGGGUUGAAAGUGAGGAUAGUCCCUCAGGUCAUGCUUUUGCUGGGGAUAAAGUUCCAAGGUUCAGUCCUCAAAAGAGUAACGUUGAACAUGCUGAGGCAACCAUGAGGAAGGCAAGAGUUUCUGUUAGAGCUCGAUCAGAAGCACCCAUGAUCACUGAUGGAUGUCAAUGGAGAAAGUAUGGGCAGAAGAUGGCCAAAGGAAACCCAUGUCCUAGAGCUUAUUAUAGGUGUACCAUGGCUGCUGGUUGCCCAGUUAGAAAACAGGUACAAAGGUGUGCUGAAGAUCGAACAGUCCUGAACACAACCUACGAAGGCAAUCACAACCACCCUUUGCCACCAGCAGCUAUGGCAAUGGCACAAACCACUUCCUCAGCUGCAAGAAUGCUUCUUUCUGGGUCAAUGUCUAGUGCUGACAGCAUAAUGAAUGCAAACUUACUCACAAGAGCACUCCUCCCUUGCUCUUCAAGCAUUGCUACUAUCUCAGCAUCUGCUCCAUUCCCAACUGUUACAUUGGACCUAACACAAUCUCCAAAUCCUCUACAGUUCCCAAGGCACCCAAACCAGUUACAAAUUCCCCUCCAAGGUAUCCCUCAGAAUUUUUCAAACUCCCCAGCCUCUUUAAUGCCUCAGAUAUUUGGACAAGCACUCUACAACCAAUCAAAGUUUUCUGGUCUUCAAAUGUCACAUGAUGCAGACCCUUCACAAUUUGGAAACCACCCUCAGCAGGUACCACCACACCUUACUGACACAGUUAGUGCUGCCAUUGCUGCUGAUCCAAACUUCACUGCAGCUUUGGCAGCAGCUAUCACAUCCAUUAUUGGUGGUGCUCAGCAGCACAACAACAGUAAUAAUACUAACAAUAAUGGCAACAUGACACUCAGCAACAGCACUGGCAAUGGCAACAUCACAAGUAGCAACAACACCAACGGGAAGCAAUAAAAUAAAAUCAGCUAUUCCAUCAGUGAAUUAGUUCAGCCUUUCAUUUUUUUUUCACGACAUUGAUUUAAUUAAGUAGAUUUUAUGACCUUUCUAUUUGUUCA